Molecule: messenger RNA, 348 nt
Organism: Entamoeba invadens IP1
Lineage: Eukaryota; Evosea; Mastigamoebida; Endamoebidae
Exons: 1
Coding region: 1-348 (115 amino acids)
Source: RefSeq, a predicted model, not a curated record
AUGUAUGACAAAUUCGCGACCCUAAACAGAAUUUCAUUUUAUCAUAAAAUUGUCGGUGGCAAUUCAAACAAACUUUUCAAAGAGGAGAACAUCUUUUUUGAAAAAGGAGAACUUUUUAUUAGAGGCGAUGCAAACAGCAAAACAAUCAAACAAAUUAUUGAAAAGACUGCGACACACCGUGUCGUUCAUUGCUACUAUGCAAAUUCACAAAGUGUUUGGAAAUUACCCAAAAGUGUCACAGAAUAUUUACUAACUACAACUAAUAUUACAAAUCAUGAUACAAUUAAGUACAAUGUAGAUGUAAAGUACGUACAAACAAUGAAAUUGCACGAAGUCUAUAAAAACUGA